Molecule: messenger RNA, 3126 nt
Organism: Dermacentor albipictus
Lineage: Eukaryota; Metazoa; Arthropoda; Arachnida; Ixodida; Ixodidae
Gene: 128up
Product: GTP-binding protein 128up
Biological process (GO): cytoplasmic translation
Cellular component (GO): cytoplasm
Molecular function (GO): GTP binding; GTPase activity
Source: RefSeq, a predicted model, not a curated record
CCUAGCGGCUGACCGGUCCCUUCUCUCCCAUAUUGAAGUGCCAUGCGUGUGCCCCACGUGAAGUGCGCUCCGUGAAUUCCGGACUUCUUAAUACGUGUAACCAAACUAGCUCGCCAGGAUGAGUACGGUACUCGAAAAAAUAGCGGCCAUCGAGGCCGAGAUGGCCCGGACGCAACGAAACAAGGCAACUAUGGGUCAUUUAGGUCUUCUUAAAGCUCGACUAGCCAAGCUUCGGCGCGAGCUUAUAACGCCCAAGGGUGGAGGCGGUGGACCUGGUGAAGGUUUCGACGUUGCCAAGACUGGUGAUGCUAGGAUAGGGUUUGUAGGGUUCCCAUCUGUGGGCAAGUCUACGCUCAUGAACACGCUGGCGGGUGUUUUCUCCGAGGUGGCUGCCUACGAGUUCACCACGCUGACCACCGUGCCAGGUGUCAUCAAGUAUAAGGGGGCCAAGAUUCAGCUGCUUGACCUGCCGGGAAUCAUAGAAGGAGCCAAGGAUGGAAAGGGCCGAGGUCGACAGGUCAUCGCUGUGGCCCGUACCUGCAGUCUCAUUUUCAUUGUGCUGGACGUGCUGAAGCCCCUGCAGCACAAGCGCAUCUUGGAGCGAGAGGUGGAAGGAUUCGGCAUCCGACUCAACAAGGAGCCUCCGGCGAUCUCGCUCCGAAAAAAGGACAAAGGUGGCAUUAACCUGCAGAUGAUGGUGCCCCAGUCGGAGCUGGACAUGGACACCGUGAAAACUAUUUUGUCUGAAUACAAGAUCCACAAUGCUGACAUCACGCUACGGUGUGACGCUACUUCAGAUGACCUGAUUGACGUGAUUGAAGGGAAUCGCAUCUACAUCCCGUGUAUCUAUGUGCUUAACAAGAUUGACCAGAUUUCUAUCGAAGAACUGGACAUUAUCUACAAGAUCCCACAUUGUGUUCCCAUCUCUGCUCACCAUAAAUGGAAUUUCGAUGACCUUCUGGAAAAGGCCUGGUCUUACCUGAAGCUUAUACGGAUAUACACAAAACCAAAAGGCCAGCUGCCAGACUACGAAGCGCCAGUUAUUCUCAGCCAGGAGAGAAGGACAGUGGAAGAUUUCUGCAACAAGCUGCAUCGUACCAUUAUGAAAGAGUUCAAAUGUGCCUUGGUAUGGGGUUCCUCGGUGAAGCACAAUCCACAGAAAGUAGGCAAAGAGCACAUACUAAAUGAUGAAGACGUCGUCCAAGUGGUAAAGAGGGUAUGACAGGGAUGCCACCAAGAUGGGCGUCUGGAGGUGUGCUGGUUCGUGAUACAGAAGAGCUUGCAAUGCACUUUGGCAGUGGCAGUGUCACGCUUUUCAAGCUCCAGAGAACUGCUGAUGUACAUAUAUGACACAGUCACAAUUGUGCCCGGAUGAAUGACAUGGCUGCUCCUGCCUUUACUACGACUAGUACUUGCUGUGGCUCACACAGUGAAAGGGAAGCGUACCACAAGAAACUGUUCUCAAUUUACACAGUGAAAGGGAGGCAUACCACAAGAAACUGUUCUCGAUUUUUAGAACACCUAACAAUGUUGCAAACAGUAGUUCGUAAGAAUUUGUCUGGCAGGAUUGUUUUCAGUGUGUUUACAGCAGAUUCAGUCAAAUCGCUUGCACGUGCUGGACUAGUCCUAGAGAGGAACUGUACUUUGUUUUUUGUUUCUGCAGUGCAUGUUGGUGGAAUCCGCAUGUUGCCAUUUGUUUCGUUCAGUGCAGACUUUGUGCGAAAUGAAUUGAUAGCACUCCUCGCACUUCCAAGAGAGGUAGCGUAGGCUCCAUGCUAAAGGUGGCAAGCUUAUUCUAAACAAGCCAGUGAUAUGGUGUGAACCAGUUCACAAUUCGUGAGAUGAACUGAACGGACCUGGCAUGUGCACCAGUAUGAAAGGGAACACAAUGUUUGCAUUCAUCGUCCGCAACUUUUCUAGCCCUUCCUCUGAAAUUGGGAAAAAUGCCACAGGGCAGGUUAUUUGUAACUACUGUUGCUGGUAGCAGAAACCAAGGUUUGAGCCUUGCUUGACUGCAGGAAUCAUUGUUUGAACACUGAUUGUUUCAUUUCCUCUCUUAGCACAGUGCAGGGCCUAUCACAAAAAAAAAAAAAGUGAAGGCCAGCUGGCUAUUGCCAACAACGGCUGACUGGCCUCAACUGUCUUGCAAAAGGCUGUACUUCUUAUUUCUGGCCACUGUGUAGAAGAUACAAAGCAUGUAACACUAUUGUGUUGCACGACCCUUCCUUUUUUAUUAUUAUUACUUUUUAUUUUUUUUGGCCAUUGAGCACCAGAAAAAAUUGCAGUAUUGGUGCUGUGGUGUCGGAUGUCUGCCGCCAGGUAGCAGCACUGUCUAAAGGAAUCUAGUAAAUGACCAUUUUGUUUAAGAUUGCAUACAAAGACUCACCUAAAGUGGUGGGGAUAUUGGGGUAAACUCGGCAGGCAAGCAAGCAGUCUUUUGAACUGACCUGUAUGCUUUCUGGUGCGAGUAUGGGAGCAAUAAUAGGUGCAGAUUUCAUGACAAGUGUUGUCGGAAACUUCAGCAGGCUUGUUUACGAUGUUCAUUAAGUAUUGCAGGGCCUCUUUAAUGGUGGUGCUGGUCAAUCAGCCAAACUCAAAAAUGUUGAGCACAUAUUGUCCUGUCAAUUGCAAGCCACAUUGUGGCAGACACCACAUUUGAUGUCUAUCCUUUAUGCGAUAUAAUCUGCGCUGCUUGGUUAUUCGCUGCAGUGCUGUUACAUUGGCAUUCUGACUUUCGAAUAAGCUUGCAUAUUGCUGGGAGAAACCGUUUACACAUUUUGCACAGUUUCUAUGAAAAUAUCAACGGCAUGAAGUUUGAUCAUGUUUCAUUGUCAGACAAACAGGGACAAAGUUCAAAAUGAAAGUGACCUACUCAUCAAGCCUGAUAUAAUGCUACACCGAAGUGUUUCUUUGAAUUUGUGUUCUAUUUUAUACCGUUGAAAACAUAUCAAUAGAGCCCCCCCUCCCCAAAUUGGUUGUAUUAUAAUGUAUACAUUAAGGUAAUGAACAGCCUAUCAAGCAUGUGUUAACCUCGCUGUCACUAAACUGUCACGUUAAAAAAAAAGUUUAGAACCUUGUGGCCUUCUAUCUUGCAUCAAUUAAUAAAUUGGUAAUUUGCACAAUCUU